This is a messenger RNA of Aspergillus mulundensis, 819 nucleotides long. RefSeq names its product sterol desaturase family protein. The record is from RefSeq and is a predicted model, not a curated record. The transcript has a single exon. Lineage: Eukaryota; Fungi; Ascomycota; Eurotiomycetes; Eurotiales; Aspergillaceae. Gene Ontology annotation, molecular function: C-4 methylsterol oxidase activity; iron ion binding. Bases 1 to 819 code for a protein of 272 amino acids. Gene Ontology annotation, biological process: ergosterol biosynthetic process.
AUGGAGCAUCUCGCAACCCUCUCAACAUGGUGGUCCCAAACCACAAGCACCUACACCCCCUUCCAAAUCGAGUUCUUCGGCAGCGCCGCCGUCCUCUUCAUCGGCUUCUGGGUGCCCUCCCUCAUCUUUACCGCAAUGGACAUCCUAGGCCCCACGCACAUCCCCUGGCGCAAGAUCCAAGCGCCGACAAAACAGCCUCCGUACGCCGCAGUGAAAAAGGGCCUGCUCAACUCCCUGCAGAACCAACUCCUCACCAGCGCCCUGCACCUCGCAUACCUAGGCACGAGUCACUACUUUACAUCCGGCCGCAAGAACACAAUCUACACCGUCCCAUCAACCCUCCCCUCAACCGCCACAAUGGCAAAGCACAUCCUCCUCAGCAUCAUCCUGCAAGACAUAAUCUUCUACCACGCCCACCGCGCCCUCCACCACCCGCGCAUCUACAAGCACAUCCACAAGAAACACCACGAGUUCACGACGCCCAUCGCCCUGGCCGCGCUGUACGCACACCCAGUCGAGUACUUCCUCUCCAACAUCCUCCCUGUUGCCCUCCCGCCUGCGCUCCUGGGCGCGCAUAUCGUGACUUUCUGGUUCAUGCUUACAUGGGCGCUUGUGCUUGCGAUCAUCGCGCACUGCGGGUACGAGCUCCCGCCGAUUUAUGGCUGGAACAUGGAGGUGCAUGAUAUGCACCACGAACUGUUUGUGGGCAAUUUCGGCACGAUUGGGAUUUGCGAUGUGCUUUAUGGGACGAGGUUGACGGAUCCGAAGGCUGCGAGGGGGGUUAGGAGGGGCAAGGGUGAUGAGUUGGACUUGGAGUGA